AAGAGACGAGCGAGGCGGGUGAGGGAGCGAGUGGGUGCGGGCGUUGGGCUCCGUGGCCUGGUGGCCUCUCCGGCGGAGCGACAGGUCGUGUCCGCCUGACGAGUUCCGCGGAAGGGGCCGGCAGCUGGGCACAGCCACUCGUACCGGGCUGCCGGCUCCGGGGGCUGUGACCUAGGCAGUCGAAGGGACGCGGUCCUCGGCCGGCUGCCAGAGGGGGGUCGGGAGGCCGUGAGGAGACGAGAAGACGGACCCUCCUUGCUUUCGCCGCCUCUCGGAGGAGUUGCUUGCGAGGCUGGGGUCCCCAGCGGGUCGGGGCAGGCGGAGCGCGUCCGCGGGCUGAAGCGGGAAAGCGAUUCCUCGGGGGAGGCGAGGGAAGCCGCCACCACGAAGGACCGCUUCCGGGGCCCCUGGGCGGGAUGGCGGCGUGAGGGGCUCCUCGGGGCCCCUGGGAAGGCCGCCCGGUGGAGGCGGCGGGCGAAGCCAGCGUUGCUUUGACGGCUACCCUCCAGAUGUUUCCUUAAAAGCCCGCCAAGUCCAGGGUGGGAUAGGCCGGGCGGAGAGGGAAGGGAAGGGCGGAGGUUGGCGAGCCCAAAGGCUGGCGAAGUUGGCCUUUCGUCGACCGAGGCCGGCGGGAGGCUGCGAUGAAUGGUUUCAGCACAGAGGAAGAUAGCCGGGAUGGUCCUCCUACCACCCCUUUUUACGGACAAAGUUGUUGCCUCAUCGACGACGGGGAUCGUUGUGUCCGCCCGGCUGGCAAUGCCUCCUUCAGCAAGAGGAUCCAAAAGAGCAUCUCUCAGAAAAAGCUGAAACUGGAUAUUGACAAAAGUGUAAGACACCUAUAUAUAUGUGAUUUCCACAAGAACUUCAUUCAAAGUGUCCGAAAUAAAAGGAAAAGGAAAACCAGUGAUGAUGGGGGAGAUUCUCCGGAGCAUGAAAUAGAUGUUCCAGAGGUUGAUUUGUUUCAGCUUCAGGUAAACACUUUGCGCCGUUACAAAAGACAUUACAAAUUACAAACCAGACCUGGUCUCAAUAAAGCUCAGUUGGCAGAAACUGUCAGUCGUCACUUCAGGAACAUCCCAGUGAAUGAAAAAGAAACUCUUGCUUACUUUAUCUACAUGGUAAAAAGCAACAAGAGCAGAUUGGAUCAGAAAACAGAAAGCAGUAAACUGGAAUGAAAGUUAGGUAGACUAUGGAUUCAAACAAGUGUAAUAUUUUUUAAAAAAGCAGGUGCAUUAUAAAUACUUUUUUAAAAAAGUAAGAUUUUUGUGUAAAUUAAAAUAUACAUAAGAAAGCAAAAUUUGAUCCCCAUAUUAUAAUACUUAAUUUCAGAAUGUGUAUGAAAACCUCUGCAGUUUCAAAGCAUGAUCUCUAACCUGAAGGAAAGAUCAAAAGAAACUCAAGAUCCCCAAAGCAAUGACUGUUUAAGAAAUUGACUUACGUUGCAGAUUGUAACAUAAACCAUGCAUGAGUUUGGCAUUCUUGAAUAGAAUCCUAUCAUACUCACCUAGUAUUGAAAGGCACAGAUAAAGUAAAACUUCUAAAUUCUGAUUUAAAACACCUCUGCUCACCACACGCACUACAUAAAAUUACUUGUUUUGAGACUAAACAUUUCAGAUUUUCAUGGGUGCUAAACAUUUCUAAUCUUAGUGUUUUUGCAUAUAUAUUGUUUUUUACAUUGAAACAUAGAAAUUGGCCAGCAUAACUCAUUUAUUAAUAUUUAUUAGAGUGUUAUGACUUCACACAUUCUAAUGUGUUGAAUAUUUCAAUACUUCUGUUUUUCAAACAAACUAUUGAAUAGAGAGGUAUUGCUACAGAUUCAGACUAUUUGCUGAUUUUUUUAAGGUUGGAUACACACAUCACACACACACACACACACACAAAUAUUUGAAGCUAAAAAUAAUUUCAAGUUGCUAUGAGCUCUUUGUAAGCAAUUGGAAUCUCAGUCUGGUCCUAAUGAGGCUACAAAGCAAACACUUUACAGUAAUAGUUAAUAAACUUGGCAAUGGCAUCAAUUUAUCUUCAUUUUGGUAGUGAGAACAAAUGUCAUGUUGGACCAUAUAUUUGUCCUAGGUAUCAUGUUUUAAAAUGCAGAGUAACUAUAAGGUUCUUGCUGUCUGCCCACAGUUCAGAACCUGAUAAUCAGUGUGCACACACAAAGCUUGUUCUUCAUUUACUUAUGUGAGGAAGGUAACAUAGUCUAAAUGGUUCUUCCUAUAAGUCCAGAUCUGUUUGAACAUCUCUUUUGGUCUCUUACUCCCAUAUUUUGCUAUGCCAAAAGACAAAUACAUUUCAAAAUAUCCUUUCGACUACCUUAUAUAGUAAAUAUUCUGGAUAAGGUUGACAUUAUUCAGCAGUUGUCUCGGGCAUAGAACUACACUUCAUCAGCAGUUUUCACAUUGCAUUUAGUAUUAAUAUUGAAUUAAGGACCUCUAAGUUCUUUCCUGCUGUCCUAAAAACAUUUUAAAAAUUUGUCCAAAUAAAAAUAAAGUGUGUUUUAUAAGAUGCUAAGGGACAAAGUUUUGGUAGGUUUUUUUCCAAAAUUUAAUGAUGUGAAAACCUAAAAUGCACAUCUCAGCAAAUGCAAAAGUUCAUGUAUAUAGCCAUGUUGUAUUUGUACUGCAAAUAGAUCACCAAUUUAUGUUACUCCAAUUAACUGAAUGGCACUUUAAAAGUUGAUAUUUU
This is a messenger RNA of Pseudonaja textilis, 2682 nucleotides long. It is a transcript of the gene SAP30L, whose product is annotated as SAP30 like. The record is from RefSeq and is a predicted model, not a curated record. NCBI's taxonomy places the organism in Eukaryota, Metazoa, Chordata, Lepidosauria, Squamata, Elapidae. Gene Ontology annotation, biological process: regulation of DNA-templated transcription. Gene Ontology annotation, molecular function: transcription coregulator activity; protein binding. Gene Ontology annotation, cellular component: histone deacetylase complex.